UCUUUUUCUGGUUAAACAUAAUUUUUAUUUCUCUUUCAAUUUUUCGCCAUUUUCUCAAUUAAUAUUAAUUAUUCUUUCUUAAGCCAAUUGUUCAACUCAAUUCUCAACCGAUAUUCAUCGUAUUCCAUUCAGAUUAAAGUGUUACAUCAUCCACAGAAUUCAUCUCUCUCCCUCUUCCUCUUCCUCUCUCUCUUUCUCUCUCUCUCAAUUUCUCAUCAUCAUCAUGCUCUUUUUCUGAGAGACUCAUCAUCUUCCAUUACCUUUACCAUGUACUUUUAUUAUUAUUGAAAGCAUGGGUUCUCCUUCUGGGUUUACACAUGUAACUCUGUGAAUUUCUGGUCAUCCCUGUUAGACAAUCAAUUAAUUGUUCUAAAUUUAAAUUGAACCAUCAACCAAUCAAUUGUCUCUCUCCCUCUUGGUCAACACCCAAUUUCCAAUAUUAUGACUCAUUGUGUCAAAUUUUAACUCUUCCAAUUGCGACAUUUUCUCUUGCUCUUCCUCUUUCAUCAUCUCUUUAAUCUCAGUAAUCAGUUAAUCUGUUAAUCUGUGUGACCUUCAUACUAUUUAGUUGAUCACUUGUCCAUCGAGUCAAUUAUUAUUUCUAUUGUUUUCUUUUUGGCGACAAAUUCACUUGACCCUUUGGGAAUUGUCUCUCUCUCUCAAUGGUUGAUCCAGUUAUCGUUGUAGGCGGUGGGAUUGCUGGUGUUUCCUGUGCCUCGACUUUGGCUCAAUUAGAUCCUUCCUUGGUGAUUAAAUUGAUCUCAAGUACUCCAGUAUUAAAGGUCGCCACCGAUGUUAAAGAGAAAGGUCAACACUUGGAAUCAUUUAAUGUAACGGAACAAUCAGUUGACCAAUUAACCUCACAAUAUGGUAACAUUGAGAUAAUUAUUGGUACAAUUAGUGGUCUUGAUGCUGCGGAGAAAACUUUAUAUUUGGAAAGCGAUUCAACUAAUCAACAACAAAUUGGUCAACAAAUUAAAUACUCUAAACUGUGUAUCUGUACCGGUGCUCGGCCUAAAUUAAUUGACAAUAGUUGCCCUGAUUAUAUUAUCGGAUUAAGAGAUACAUCAACAAUUAAAGAUUUCGAGAAACGUUUAUCUGGCUCAUCGCGAGUUGUUGUUAUCGGUAAUGGUGGAAUCGCCACUGAAUUGGUUUAUUCGGUUGAAUUCUGUCAAAUCAUUUGGGCGAUUAAAGAUUCCUCUUUUGGGACAACAUUUUUCGAUCCUGGAGCAUCCAAAUUUUUCACCCAAUAUUUACGCCGAGAGAAAAGGCCUAAAGAAACAAUAAUCAAACGAAUUAAAUAUUCUCACUCCGAUUCCAAUGGUAAUCCUGAUGGUGGUGAUAAUAGUAACGAUGAUACUCAUGGUAGUACUUCAAGAGAGUAUGAACAAAAGCUAUACGGAAGUGCCCUAGGCCCUGAUUGGGGUGACAAUGUUGAAAUGAAAGGAACCCACCAACAAAUGAGAUCUGUUCAAAUUGAAUAUAAUUGUGAAUUGUCCAGAAUUUAUUACAAUCAUCAACUUCCACCAAGUAAAUAUCCGAUGAUUGUAAUGGAGGAAACGACAAUUACUCAAUCCAAAGAUUUGCGAUGGCCCGUUUAUGUUGAGCUAAAUAACGGUAAAAUUUAUGGCUGUGAUAUGAUAAUCAGCGCGACUGGUGUAAUUCCCAACGUUGAACCUUUUCUCAAUGGUAAUAAUUUAAAAAUUGGACAAGAUUUCGGUCUAUCUGUUAAUGAUCAAAUGUUGACUACUGAAAUUGAUGUUUACGCGGCGGGUGAUGUUUGCUCAGCUGAUUGGCAUUGGUCUCACCAUUGGUUUCAAAUGAGAUUAUGGACUCAAGCCCGACAAAUGGGAAUCUAUUCCGCUCAUUGUAUCACCUCUCACAUCUCACAAUCAGAUCCAUCGCUUUACUUUCCCUUUGAACUGUUCACCCAUAUGACCUCAUUUUUUGGAUUUAAAGUUGUACUUUUAGGACUUUUCAAUGGUCACAAAUUGGAUAAUCAGUAUCAAAUUUUAUUGAGAAUCAAGGAAGACGAUGAAUAUAUUAAGGUUAUCAUGAAGGAUGGACACAUGCAGGGAGCCCUUCUCAUUGGAGAAACUGACCUGGAAGAGACUUUUGAAAAUCUGAUCAUCAAUCAAUUAGAUUUAACUGAUUUACAAGAUAAUCUUCUCAAUUCAACCGUUGACAUUGAAGAUUAUUUUGACUGACCAUUGGCAUGACCAGGAACAUUCAAAAAUAUGCAAUAAUCUACAUGCAAGACAAAAUGAUCGUCAUUUACUUUGACAAACUUUCUUUUCUCUCUUAAUUGUUGCUUAAUCAACUUGACAAGAAAAAGGCAAACAAUCAAUCAAUAACUUCCAAUUCUAUGCGCUUUAUAUACACAGACACUAAGACAAUUUUUCCCUUUUCUAAAUCAUCUCAUCUCAUUUUCUCUCAACUUUAAUUUUUCCAUCAAAUUUAAUUGUUGUGUUUUUUUGUACUUUUAAUUGUUAAUUAUUGAUAUAACCAAUUUAUCAUUGAUCUAAUUUCAUCAAUCGAUAAUUUUUUUCGUUCGUUGAGAAAGUGGAUUGUCUUUUUAUCCAAUCAUUUGUAAUAAUCUUCUUUUAUUUUCUAUAUAUAUUGUUGUUGUUUUGA
This is a messenger RNA of Panonychus citri (citrus red mite), 2634 nucleotides long. RefSeq names its product pyridine nucleotide-disulfide oxidoreductase domain-containing protein 1-like (gene Pyroxd1). Gene Ontology annotation, molecular function: flavin adenine dinucleotide binding; oxidoreductase activity. The coding region runs from base 663 to 2207 and encodes 514 amino acids. The transcript has 4 exons. The record is from RefSeq and is a predicted model, not a curated record. Lineage: Eukaryota; Metazoa; Arthropoda; Arachnida; Trombidiformes; Tetranychidae.